UUGCAAUAGGCUCAGCUGCUGACAACAAAGGGUCCAAACCAAAAGUGCUCGGGAGAUUUGCCGAGCAAUGACGCUGUGCCCCUCCAACAUCUCGCAUCAGGCUGAGCGACAAAGAGUCCCUUGAUAUCCGAAUCAUCAGUCCGACAUCCUGCACACCAUAUCCGCGAUGCUUCGAACCUGCACAGCCUUGCCUCUUAUCUGCAACCUCUUCUACAUAGCAGUGCCACUCUGUGCCGAGCUUGCGUAGUCCUUCUAGGCACCUCAAUUCCAGCGAGGCUGAGUCUUGAGACCCUUGGUCUUUGCGAACUUGGCAUCCGAUCAAACCGAGCGCGUCUGGGUCAAAACAACAACAUACCACGAACCUUACAUUCGAUGAUCUAAUUCUCCAAAUCCCAAUAGGUCCUUUGAUCAGAGAAAGGCAGAAAAGAUGUCUGUCCGAAUCCAACUCGAUAAUCCGCACGCCUUCUACACAAACCUCGAUUUCAUGUCAGGCCGAAUAAUCCUCUCCCUCACCUCAGACGAAAAUGUAUCUGCCAUCGUCGUCAAGCUGGAGGGCGAGUCAAGAACGGUUCUCAUGCGACCUAUGGGUCCUCAGCUUGGACAGCCAUUAUACCAGCAGCGUCAACAACGACGAGAAGGCGUUGCAACGGAGAACCACAAGAUCCUCUAUAAAGUCGCACAAGUAUUCCCAACCGUAGGACCCAACCAAGCUCCCAUGACGGGUAUGGCGUACACAUUAAGGGCAGGACAACACGAGUACCCAUUCCGGAUAAAAAUCCCCUUCAACAAUGGCUGUUCGGACCCGCAAACGCAGCAAAUGCAAAUGGGCGCUUUUGGAGGCUUUGGUCUAAGCGGCUUGCAACAAAUGCAAUAUCGACACGUCAAGAGGACAUUACCGCCAAGUCUGACGGGGUUCCCAGGAGAAGCGGAAAUUAGGUAUUACAUCAAGGUUACGGUCCAGAGACCAAGUCUGUUCAAGGAGAAUAGGAGGAAUGCUAUAGGUUUUAAAUUCUUGCCUAUUGAGCCCCCGAGGCCGGCGAAGACACAGAACGAGGUUUAUGCGAGGAGACCGUAUGAGUUUAAGGCGGGAUUAGCAGGGUACGGGAAGAAGAGUGCGAUGUUCAAGAAGAAGCCUACACAGAUGAGUGAUACGGCUCCGAAAGGAGAGGUCGAUGCCAGGUUACCCAGUCCGGCGGUCUUGACUUGCAAUGAACCGUUACCGUUGAGGAUCAUUGCGAGGAAGUUGAAUGAGAGUGCGGAACAUGUGUUCUUGACUAGUUUGCAGGUCCACCUUUUUGGGUUUACGGAGGUGAGGGCGCAGGAUGUGGUGAGGACGGAAACUAGUAAUUGGGUACUAUUAUCGACAAGUGGGCUUAGUAUCCCGAUUUCCGGUCCCAACGAUGAGUUGAGGAAGGAGACGGUGCUGGAUUCCAGUUUGUGGGAUAGGAUACCGCUGCCCAAUACGGUGGCACCUUCGUUUCAUACUUGUAAUCUUACGAGGAAGUAUGAAUUGGAAGUUAGGGUAGGGCUAGGGUAUGGCGUUCCAGGAGAAAUACAGCCGCAAACAAUAACCCUACCCCUCCGCUUCCAAAUCGAAAUCUAUUCUGGAAUCUCACCCCCAGAAGCUCUGCUCUCCGCUAUGGCUUCUCGUCCCACGGUCCCUGUUCGUCCUCAAGCUGUCCCACCAGCUCAAGCAAGCGAUCCUCUUUAUCCACCUCAAGCUCCUCCAAGUGGUCCAGCUGCAGACGAUGCACCGCCCAGCUAUGAAGAUGCAAUGGCGGAGGAUAUAUCGCCUGCAGAUGGACCAAGGAGAGAAUAUAGUGGUGUGACUGAUGUUAAUGCACCAGGAUUGGAUGAGAAAGGGGCUGCUGCGCCGAAAUACAGCGCUAUGCAAGGAAAUCCUGGACCGGGACCUGGUGGACCUGGAGUUGGGGGUAUUGUUUGAUGAGAUGAGAUGAGAUGAGAUGAGAUGAGAUGAGAUGAAGGAGGGGUAAUGAUAGACUGGGAGGUGGUAAUGAGAAGCUAGUCUUGGAUUGGAUGGAAGAGAAUGACAAUCAACAGGUGGUAUCAUGUGAUGUAUGAUUAUGAUGACUUCAUGAUAACGCGUUGAGUUUCAGGUUGACAGAAGCUCCUCAGAGGGCAUGGAGUUAAUACCCAAGAAGUUGCAGAGCACGAAGCACUCACUAAGGAAGAGUCUUUGAUAGGAUUGGCUCAAAUUGCUCAGACGAAGCCAAGGUAGACAGCUUAAUCCAUAACAGAGAAAACUAAGGCUAUGGUUAUUUCCACCAUCAGUCGAAGCUGUCUAACUCGGUUCGGGCUCUAUCAUCCAUGAUACACAAGGAAGAGGUCCAAUGAGCUCAGUAUAAUCCAAACAACCAUAAUUCAUAAC
This is a messenger RNA of Mollisia scopiformis, 2389 nucleotides long. RefSeq lists its product as uncharacterized. Lineage: Eukaryota; Fungi; Ascomycota; Leotiomycetes; Helotiales; Mollisiaceae. Gene Ontology annotation, molecular function: protein-macromolecule adaptor activity; ubiquitin protein ligase binding. Gene Ontology annotation, cellular component: cytoplasm; cytosol; plasma membrane. The transcript is spliced from 2 exons. The coding region runs from base 428 to 1945 and encodes 505 amino acids. The record is from RefSeq and is a predicted model, not a curated record. Gene Ontology annotation, biological process: ubiquitin-dependent endocytosis.